CGCUUCACCGCAGCCAGCGCGAACCGAGCCCAAAACACCGAGCCCAUCCCCUGUUGUUAGCUCUGAUCGUUGCUGCUAUCAUUUGAUAGUCCGCUUGUAGCCGGUCCAAGUUGGCAAUGUCACCCCAAGCUGAUUGGAGCCACAGACAUUUUUGCUGACUGGAGUCAUGCUAUCUUUGCCAGUUUGCUGGAAUAGACACAGACACUGAUUGGGUCAUGCUGAAAACAUUCCUGUCCUAUGAAGCAAGUCUGUUUGUAUUUUAGGUUUGCCAGGACUAAUGAAUUAAAAAUCUUGGUCUCGCCACAGCUUGCUGUUUAAUAAUGCCUGUGACAGAAGGAUUUUUUCCUCCCUGAAGCAUGACAGCAUCAUAAUCCCUCGCCACUGGAAAGGAGAGGAAGGAAAAGCAGAAUUGUGAAGAAAAGCAGAAAAGGGUGAUCUUCUGGGACCGCAAAGCCCAUGGGAAGUGCAGGUAGCAGCAUGUUGCCCUGACAGCUGUCUCAGCUUCUCAGACCUUGUCAGUUUGUUGCUAUGCAGCAGGUGCAGCCUUUUCUUUUAUUGAAGCUUUACUCCAUAAAGGCAACGACAAGCCAAGGCAGUGGCUGGCCCUGGAUUAUACAAGUGCAGACACUCUACUAAGUGAGAAUGCUUCCACCUCUCUCUGUACUCUUACUGCUUUUUGUGAUGAAGAGCUUGAGGAUGCUGCACAGAACUGAUUGAAGGGUCUCAUCUCAUUAAAACCGCUUUUUGGAGCUGCUGGUCUCAGAAGAAAUACCAAGGACUGCAUAAGGUCCUGAUCUGGGAGGCAAACCCAUGCAGAAAGACCCCUACAUCUGCACAGAGGUCCGCUGAAGAACCACCACCAAGAACCAGGCAGCAUUGCCACGAGUCAAGGCUUGCUGAAGGGGCAAUGGCGGGGAGCAAGCAGCUGGAACAGACAAGUAAAAGCAUUGGCUCAAGUGCCCACAUGAUCACCACCGCCAGGGUACCUGCUGAUAAGCCAGUACGAAUUGCCUUCAGCCUGGAUGAAUCCCCAGAUGAUGAUGCUCCUGAAAACUCCUUCCCUUUGGCAUUUCCAGAACUAGAUCAGCAGCUGCAGCCUCUGCCUCCUUGUCAUGACUCUAAGGAAUCGAUGCAGGUGUACAAACAACACUGCAAAAUAGCAGAAGAGUAUCAUGAGGUGAAAAAAGAAAUUGCUCUGCUGGAAGAAAGAAAAAAGGAGCUGAUUGCCAGACUGGAACAAGUGGAAAAAGAAAGCAUGGAUGCUGCUCAGCUGGCCAAGGAGUAUGCAGAACUGACAGAGGAGAACCGAACACUGAAGCUGGCCCAGACGCAGUGUGUAGAACAACUGGAAAAGCUCAGAAUACAGUACCAAAAAAGGCAGGGAUCCUCAUAACUCGCAACUAGCUUAUGUCAGGCAGUUAAUACAGGAUUGAUCCUGUGCUGGAAAGAGAUUUUAAAAUAAAGGUCUGUUUAAUAUGUUAUAAUACUUUACUACAGAUACAGAGUAUGUAGAAGUCUAUAUUUGAUUUAAUGCUUGCCAGCCAGUAGCUUAAUAUAAUGGAUAUUUCAUCCAUUAUAUAAUGGAUAUUUUAUUUCAAGUAACAUAAUUGAAGUUAAUCUAUCCCCAUUAUAUGUUCUAGUAGAUCAGGUUUCUUUUCUAAACAUAUUUCUUCCAAUUUAAGAAGAUAUGGACACACUAGAAAAUGAUAUAAAUAGUCUCUGUGUUGGGAAUUUGGACCAUACUAAGGCAUACAGCAGGGACAAUGUUAAUAUAUGGAAUACACAUAUGUUAAUUUUAGUUUGGUGAAGAUUUUUAAAAUUAUAUUCCUCAUGCCUAAAGUGUUUGGAAGUUAUCUUAAAACAGAUCUCCUCAUGGGUAAAAACUAGACUUUAUUAUCCCGUGUCAGCUUUACACUGUUGUAUAAAAUCAGAUAAGUUGUACAUUAAAAUUGAAUUAACCCAGUUACUAGUUAUGAAGUGAGAGUAGUGACAACAGUAAUUUGCAAGUUUUGAAAUUGCAGGGAACAGAUGAGAUCAGGCUUUCCUUCCCCAAACGUAGAUGACCUGAGAGUCUUUUUUAUUGUGCUCUUUGCCAUCUGAGAAAUGAAAAGUUAAUAUAUGAAUGCUACCGUCAUAGUUGUAACUGAGAACAUGUCAGUAAGCGUAUCAUGAGGGUAUUUUGUUCUCAUCUUCUGGUCUGCUUGGAAACGUAAGUAACUAUAAGUACAGACAAGAGUUCCAUGAUACACAAAUAACUUGGAAUUAAAAUGCUUGUUUUACUUGCUCUAUUUAUCCCUGUAUUUUCCUAAUUCAAUUGAAAUUCUUUGUUAUACUUCCAUUUCUAUUCAUACAGUAUUUUUUUCAUUAAAAGCAAAUACAGAAAAACCA
Molecule: messenger RNA, 2388 nt
Organism: Meleagris gallopavo (turkey)
Lineage: Eukaryota; Metazoa; Chordata; Aves; Galliformes; Phasianidae
Gene: MAP3K7CL
Product: MAP3K7 C-terminal like
Cellular component (GO): nucleus; cytosol
Source: RefSeq, a predicted model, not a curated record